AAAGCCUCUAAAGCUUUUUGCUACGCGCAUUUUCUUGCUGCCUGCUUCCCCUCUCUGCCCUUCUUCUGAGAACCUUUCCUCGUUCAAUCUCACAUCACACGACACCCACGUCGCGACUCGUCCUUCCCAAUCAUGUCUUCACCAGCAGUCUCCAACGCUCCACAGGUGGACUCUAAGAGCUCAAAGAAGAAGCGUGGCAAGGCUGAGGCCGCCGCUGCUCCAUCCACCCCGCCAGUCCAGGAACCAACCACGUCCACCGAAGCUCCUGUCAACGGCGCCUCUCAUGAGUUUCCCUUCUUGAAAGAACUUCAAAAGAGUUUGAGAAAUGCGACCAAGAAGCUUAAUGCAACAGCAAAGGUGGAUGCCAUUAUUGCUGAAAACCCUGGAGUGUCCCUUGAUGACCUUGUCACAUCCAAGAAAAUCAACGCCGAUCAAAAGGCGCAAGUCCUGAAGAAGCCCGUCCUCCAAGAGAAUAUCGCGUCUAUCGAAGAACAGCUCUCUCAAUUCAAACAAUAUGGCGCUUACUACAACGAUCGCCUUGAGAAGCAAAAGGAGGAACUCGACAAAGCUCAUAAAGAGGAAUUGGAUUCCAUCAAACAGGAUGUUGUUGCCGAGACCUUGCAAGCUGCAGAGAAGGACUUUAGGGAGCGAUUGCUGACCCUCAGUAAAUUCUUGCGAGCUGCGGCAGCAAUGAGACGCAGUGGAGAUGAAACUUCAAGCGACAGUCGUGCUUUUGAAGGAUCACUGUUCCAGGUCUAUGGUGGAACCCCCGAAGCUGUGGACGCAAUGAACAAAUUGAUCCAGGGUGCAGAUGAGAAGGUCCCCGGUGUUGAAGGCGAGCUUCUUGAGGUUCCAUACUCGAGAGUCAAACAGGCUUCACUGGAUUACAUGCCUCCUACUGAGGCUACGUGGACCGAAGAGGCUCAGCAGCCUACCGAAUCCGCGCCCGUUGCUGAAACUAUCCAAACAACUGACCCAACCCUUGCGAACGCCGGCAUGACUGAGCUACAAGAUCAGACUUUGAUGGCGCAAGCUCCGACUUCAAACGGCGUGACAUCUGCUCCCUCUCAACCAGCAGAGACUGUUCCUGCUCAGACUGUUGUGACUAAUGGAGCUGCCAACCCCAUGGCGCAGGCUGCAUGGGAACCCCAGGCGUCAAUCACCACCUCCCAAGUUGGCGAGGAGUGGGUGGAUGUUGAGACUCCACUAAAGACGGCCGAAGCUCCUCCAGCUUCGACACAAGAAGGUCCGCAACUACCCUCUCAAUUUGCGAAUAGUUGGGCUGAAGACGUUCCAGUGAGACUACCUGCUCCGGCCGAAGAAACUCAACCUGGCGACGGCUUCGAACGCGUUGUUCAUCACGCUAGACAGAACAGUGGACGUGGUCGAGGAUUCCGUAACCGUGGUCCAAGAGGUGAUGGCCAUCGUGGCCGAGGACAUUUUCGUGGAGACCGCGGUGAGUUCCGUGGCCGCGGUCGUGGCCGAGGAGAUUUCAGAAGUGGGCGGGGACGUGGUUCAUACCAUAACCAAGGAGGCGAAGCUGCGCCGGCACAGUAAAGACGAAAAGCAUCUAACCUAGAAUGCGCAGUCAUGUAGGAAUCAGCCAAAUUGAUUUCCUGCGACGAGCUCUGAGCUAUGGUUCAAAUAUUUAUCCGGCAACCAAUGCGGUUCAGUCGGCGUUCUCCUAUGACUUUUGCUUUGAUCUAUAUGGCUUUGUGAUUACGAUUGACGGUUUCUCUCUCUCUCGCGCCCUUUUCCCUCUUCAUCCUUGCUCGCGGCCAUUUUCACAGUUUUCCCCCCCAAAAUCCCCAAUAUCUCAACAUCGCAUCUCAGCAUUCCACGAAAAUCAGCAUUUUCAAAAGAACGAAAUACAGGGAAUUAUAAGAAAGGCUUUCUGACUCUUUAGCGUGCAUUCGGUUUUUUUUUAUUUGCCUUUUGUCCCCCCGUCUUCCCCUACAUUUCGCCUUUGCUUCACAUCUAAACUUCUUUUCAAUCGAGGGGCUUGGUCUUCUCUUCUAUUUCUCCUUUAAUUGUACUUUAAAUGACCUAGCAAAUUGGGGUUUGGGAUGGGAUGGGAGGAAGGAGGUUUCUUACGACGGAGUUCACAUCGUCCUGCAUCAACAGCAAUGGCACUAGAGUAGCCCGGUUCUCC
Messenger RNA from Coccidioides posadasii C735 delta SOWgp, 2152 nucleotides. RefSeq lists its product as uncharacterized. Lineage: Eukaryota; Fungi; Ascomycota; Eurotiomycetes; Onygenales; Onygenaceae. The record is from RefSeq and is a predicted model, not a curated record.